AUGGAAUUCUGCUUGGCAGAUUUCAGUUCACAACUGAAUUUUGCUGGUCUGUGCAUGUCAUUUUUUGACAUGCCAGGAGAGGACUGCUUGGACCUGAAAUUUGCUCGCUAUAACGAUCAAUAUUGCAGUAUUCUGCGCUUCGUUAACUUCAAGCAUCGUAACGACGUGAGCAAAGCUAUUGUCCGGUUACGAAACAUUGCCGAUCUGCCAUUGAACUUCAAAAUAAAACGUGACAAAGAAUGCGAUAUAUUGUGUCAUCCGGCUGGCAACGGUAUUGUGGCACCUCAUUCGUCAUGCCUCUGCGUGCUCACAUGGCAUUUACCAAAAAAUGCCAUCACAUGGAGUAGUUUGAAACCACCACGAUUAGCCAUCGUUACAAAUUUCUACAGCGGUCACGAUUUCACAGCUGGUGACAAGUACACAACGAAAUUUCUUGCCACAGUGAUGGAUAUUGAACAAGAUAUCCAAACGAAACCACCAACUACAAGAAUAACAUUCGUUCAAGAUAAACUGCCAUUAGUUGCACCUUACAACCCACCAAAUAAGCAACAACAACAGUUUGAAACUGCCGAACCGUUUGCUGAACAACUUGCUGAAGAACCGCAAACAUACGGUGAUGAAUUACAGUAUCAUAACAGAGUCAUCGAUUGGAUGCAAUUACAUCCCACCGAAUUUCUGAUCACAGUUUUCGUCGUUUGCAUUUGUACCACAUGCGUACUCAUUGAUUUUUUCGAUACAAAUGAAGAUUCUUCAUGA
Molecule: messenger RNA, 756 nt
Organism: Anisakis simplex (herring worm)
Lineage: Eukaryota; Metazoa; Nematoda; Chromadorea; Rhabditida; Anisakidae
Source: the annotation of a GenBank genome assembly